AUGAGGGUUGCCAUCAUUGGAGCCGGAGCUUCUGGCUUGCCUAGCAUCAAAUCUUGUUUAGAAGAAGGGCUUGACGUUGUCUGCUAUGAAAAGACCAGUGAAAUAGGUGGUUUGUGGAACUAUCGUCCUGACAAUCCAGAUGUUUCAUCAACCGUCAUGGAAACGACUGUCGUCAAUACCUCAAAGGAAAUGAUGGCUUAUUCGGAUUUCCCUCCACCAGAAGAUUUUUCAAAUUUCAUGCAUCAUUCGUAUGUUAACAAAUAUAUCCGAAUGUAUGCUGAGAAGUUUGAUUUAUUGAAACAUAUCGUGUUCAAUAUGAGUGUAAUUAAGGCUGAGAAAAACACCAGCGGACGUUGGCUCUUGCACUUGAGUUCGGGGUCAACUGAAGAGUUCGAUAGGCUUAUAGUAUGUACAGGACAUCAUGCUACUCCCAUCUCUGCCGAUAUUAAAAAUCUCAACAUUUUCCGUGGAAAGAUUAUGCACGCUCAACAAUACCGCAACUUCCGGGGGUUCGAGAACAAAAAAGUGGUGGUUCAAGGAAUUGGAAAUUCCGCUUUGGAUAUUGCGGUGGAUAUUGCGAAAAUAGCUAAAUCUGUGACCCUAUCUACCCGUCGGGGAACUUGGAUUUUCAAUAGAGUGGCUGAAGGAGGGAUGCCCUACGACACUAUGUUUAUGACAAGAUACUAUGACUGGAUUAUGGAUACGAUUCCAUGGGUAGUCGCAAACGAUUUCAUGGAGCAUCGUCUUCAGAAGAGAAUGGACCAUGAUAUAUAUGGCCUUCGACCAAGCCAUAGAUUUUUCCAACAGCACCCGACCGUCAAUGAUAGCUUAGCCAAUCUAAUAUCAGCCGGAUACAUCAGUGUUGAGGAAGACAUAAGAGAAAUGACCGAAGAUUCCGUUAUUCUAACCAAUGGGAAGGAAAUUGAAUGUGACGUGCUCAUUCAAUGUACUGGCUACUCGUUCGGCUUUCCUUUCCUGCCCGAAAAUGUAGUCUCCAUCGAGAAUCAUAAAGUUCAGCUUUACAAAUUUGUCUUUCCUCCUGAACAUAACGAUAUUGCCAUAAUUGGAUUAAUACAGCCGAUUGGCAGUGUCGCUCCAAUUGCCGAAAUUCAGUCAAGAUGGGUCUCUAGAGUGUUCAGUGGGAACGUCGCUCUCCCAUCGAAGGAAGAGAUGUUCGACGACAUUACAGAUAAACGGAAAAAAAUGGAAAGACGAUAUUUCAAAAGCGAAAAACACACGAUUCAGGUUGAUUACGUAAAGUACAUGGACGAAAUUGCUGGUCUGAUAGGAUGCAAGCCUGAUAUAUGGCAGAUCGCCCUGAAAGAUCCACGGUUCGGAGUUCGCUUAUUUAUGGGUCCGAAUGUGCCAUAUGUUUAUCGAAUGAUUGGUCCGAACAAGUGGGAUGGGGCUGUGGAAGCAAUUCAUGGAGUCCCUCAACGUGUGAAAAGACCAUUGAAACACAGGGAGUGUAAAAUCCGCCGCCAUAAAAAGAGAGGGACAACAGACGAAUAUUUCCGUUACGUCUCCCUAAAAUGGAUUUGGUAUUUUUCAAUUUGCUUUUUCUGUGGUGGAUUGAUAGCUUUCACAUCUUUCUCAAGCGGAACUACUUUGAUGAUGUAUUUUGUAACAUCCGUAAUCUAUUUCUUGAUGAUGGGUUUCAUGUUCUUAUGGUUCGACUUGCAAUAUGAUUUGUCAACUAUUCUUUAA
Messenger RNA from Auanema sp. JU1783, 1707 nucleotides. Lineage: Eukaryota; Metazoa; Nematoda; Chromadorea; Rhabditida; Rhabditidae. The record is from the annotation of a GenBank genome assembly.